This is a messenger RNA of Drosophila santomea, 508 nucleotides long. RefSeq lists its product as uncharacterized. The transcript has a single exon. The record is from RefSeq and is a predicted model, not a curated record. Bases 68 to 493 code for a protein of 141 amino acids. Lineage: Eukaryota; Metazoa; Arthropoda; Insecta; Diptera; Drosophilidae.
UAUAUCAAAUCUGAUUCACAUGGUCAAAACUAUCAAAUCAAAUUUUAAUAAAGAGCAUUAAAACAAAAUGUUUGCGCAAAACUAUAAAUCGCUUGUAUCCGAUGCCCAAGUAUUUAGAACAAUGCAAUCCGAAUACGAACCGAGAGUGAACCAACUGGAAAAAGAUGUUUACGAGUGCUGCCGAAUGUUGAACCAAGUCGAAAAAGUCAAAGAUAACACCACUAUAUGGAAAAACCCCAGGGAUGUGGAAAAGUAUGUAUCCUGGGAGUUCGAUAUGCGAGAUUUUCCCAUGGCAAAUAUUCGCAUUCAACUGAAGAAUGAACUCGUUUACGUUCGCGCCUAUUAUAAGAAUCGGAAUAUCAAGCGAGAGAUUAUUAUGCCCCAAAAUGUGGAUACCUCAAAACUUACGGCGAUGCUGACACCCUGCGGAAUUCUUACUAUAUCUGUUCCUAUAGUACUACUGGUAUCAGACGAUCAGAAGACGAGGUUCUGAACUAUUCCAUAUAAU